Nezara viridula (southern green stink bug) is the source of this 3054-nucleotide messenger RNA. The record is from the annotation of a GenBank genome assembly. NCBI's taxonomy places the organism in Eukaryota, Metazoa, Arthropoda, Insecta, Hemiptera, Pentatomidae.
CGCUGAAGAGGACCAGCAUGUGCACCGUCUCCAGGGCGAAGGCUGUCCUGGCGGCGCUCAGCAUCCUCGCCGUCGGCGCCUGCCUGCCCUUCCUCUUCCUCACCGGCAUCGCCAUCAAGCACCACAACAUCACUGAGGAAGGAGAAGUUCGGACGGAAGAGGUGGAGAUGUGCCAGCUGAUGGAGGGACACGAGAAAAUAGCCGAAACACUGAACCACCUGGACACCAUUGUUACCCUAAUCAUACCAUUCCUCAUCAUCGUCAGUCUAAACACACUCAUAUCGAGGACGGUCUGCCGAGUAGCGAGGGUUCGGCGGUCGAUGACGAAGAGCACAGGGGCAGGUGGAAGGCAGUCGGCCAAGCAGAGGACCUCAUCCUCUCAGACCAAGGUCACCGAGAUGCUCCUCGUAGUAUCCACAGUCUUCAUCGUCCUCAACCUACCAUCCUACGCCAUUAGGAUGUACGUCUAUAUCAACCAGAAAGGGGAGGAGGAGCGAGCGGUGGUGGUGAUCCAGCAAUAUGCACAAUUGCUCUUCUACAUCAACUUCGGAAUCAACUUCGUCCUCUACUGCGUCAGCGGGCAGAACUUCAGGAGGGCAUUGAUAUCGCUCUUCUGCCCGGACAUCAGGAGGAGGGCUGAGACCACCCAAGUAACAACAGGUUAUUAGCGAAAAAUAACUAAGACAGUAAGAAAUUUAAAAACACUUAUGUGGCUGAAGUGCUCUCGAUCAAUCUCCGCUGGCUUUAGUACCAGUGAUGCGGUUGAGAGAGAGUCUCCUGGAGUUCCCUCGCUUGAUUGCAAAUAGUGUAUAUAGUUGUGUCAGAGUACACGAGAAGCGCCAGCACAAGAAGGACAGUGACAGUGAACGGCAAUUGGAGAGAAGCACACGAGAUGGUACCCAUCAACAGACCCCAUCUCCACUAGAGAAAUAGCUGUCUGCCAUCUAGCGCAUAGAGGGCCUCGUGUGCAAAGACACUAAACGGACACGUGUUUUCCACAAACUUUUAAGAGUAAUGCUUUCUUUCUGGUACUAGAAGAGGAAAAAAAAAAUCAAAGAUGACUAAAUCCAAUGACAAAUAAAUGUUGCAUGUUGGUAAAUUGUUGUCUUAUUCACUUCAAUCGGGGUUCGACAAUAUUGACAAGCAUUUAUCAACAUGGCAGCUCAUAAUAAAACUCAAAGUGACUUGGAGAUUUUGAGGUCCAAGAAAAUUUAAAUAGGUAAGUAAAUAUUAUGACGAACAAAUUUGAUGGCCAAUCGGAUGUGAAGAAUACAAUAAGAAGUUAGGACCGGCCUUAUAAAUAAACAUCUCUAAGAAAGUUCAAUAGGAACAAAAUACUGAUGGUUACCUUUAAAAGUAUAUCUUUAUAGCCUUAUUUAUGGACCUUUAUAAGGGAGGUUAGAACAUCUCAUAUAAAAGGUUUCAUUUAAUUUCACGCAUUUAGCUUCAUUCAACAGAUUUUUAAAAAAUAAAUUUACCUUUUAUAUUUUUCAUAGUUAAGAUACCUUUAGAUCAGUAGCAGAUUCAGGAUUUAAUUUUGGAGGAACUUCUUUUUAAAUACUUUUGAAAUAAUAAUAAAAAAUCUACCAACAUAAAAUCGGUAAUUACGGGAAAAUAAUGCUUUUAGAGAUUCUUGACACUUGCUUCCAUUUAGCAGCCCUAUAUGCAUAAUAAUUUAAAAAUAAAAUGUAUUGUGAUUGAAGUAUUUUGUACUGUUCUCUAUGGUAUUCCUUGACGAUUAAACCGUACAUGUAGAAGAGAUAUGCAUGGAGAAAGACGUACUUACUUUUCGGAUAGAAAUGGAAAAAGGUAAGAUUGUGAAGCAUAGAAAGAAAACAUUUAAUUUAAGCCACUUAUGCGUUCCAACUGUAAACGAACAUAUAAGGACCGAAUACAAACGAUUCAUCCUGAUAACGAAUGGAAAAUAGACAUAAACUUGAUAUAUGAGGGAUAUUCUAUUAAAAAUGUAUAGCGACAAAGGAAAAAUAUACGUUAAAUAUUAAACAAAUAAAAAUAUAAUACAAAGUAUGAGUAACGCAUCUGAAGUAGCUUAUAUCAGUUAUUCUCACAGUGCUUGAAUAAUAAUGAAAUUGAUAAAUAAAAAUCAAAGAGUAGAUAAACUAAGAGCUGUCGAAUCUAUGAGAACAUCCAUAGUAGAAACAAAAACAUAGUAGAAGAUUUGAAUACUGGCGUAUUCAGACAAACGUAGAUUUGAAAACACGAAUCAUAUUAAACGCUGUACGAAAUCAGAACUUUCUUGUUUGCAAUUUAUACAUUGCAGAAGUCUAAAUCACCUUUCUCAAAUAAUUGACAGGACUAAGAAGUUCACAAUUGAAACUGAAAGUUCUAAAAAUUAGUUAAUACUAUUGAUAUUUUAAAAAUAUAUUUAUUUUAUUUCUCCUCCAUCAUUUCUUUAAAAGAAGGAAGGCAUUACUCCAAAACCGCCAAAAUGUUCACUAAGAACGACAUAUAAGCAUUACCUAUAUAGACAUGUAUAUGUAUUUAUUGUGUAUAUAUGUGAAGAAGUGUUCAUACUUAUAAAUAUAGUAAGUAAGCUUUCAACUAAAUUCUAGUCGUAUCUUUUCUGUAAGUACUUAUUAUUAUUAUUAUUAAUAUUGCAUCUAUGUAAAUAUACACUGUUCAUCUAUAUAAUGUUACCUUACUUGAACAUAUCGACAGAUUUAUAUUUUUAAUUGAAUUCUACACAAAUUGGAUAUAAAACAUUUAUUGGAUGUUUUACAAUAACUCUUGUAGAUACUAUAUGGAAAUACAUAUAUAAUGCUUUGUAUUAUAUAAAUAUUUAAUUCGUUUCAAUGAAAAUAAAUAAGAAUGUACAUAUAUACGAAUAUUUAAGGUUGUAACAACGAUAAGUAUAGUAUUUAAUUAAUGUAAUAGUGUGUGUUGUAUUUUUAUGUUGUAUAAGUGUUGUCGUCUAUUUAAUUAAAUAUUUCUCCUCCAUAAGUUGUAAAUAUAUGUAACUUCCAGAAAUGUAUUAAUUAAUGGCUACAAAGUGUUUAGCUUGUGUUGAUAUUAAAUAAAUCAUGAUCCAAAGUA